This is a messenger RNA of Balaenoptera musculus (blue whale), 4572 nucleotides long. It is a transcript of the gene ZNF514, whose product is annotated as zinc finger protein 514. The transcript has 5 exons. Gene Ontology annotation, molecular function: DNA-binding transcription repressor activity, RNA polymerase II-specific. Gene Ontology annotation, biological process: negative regulation of transcription by RNA polymerase II. NCBI's taxonomy places the organism in Eukaryota, Metazoa, Chordata, Mammalia, Artiodactyla, Balaenopteridae. Bases 497 to 1930 code for a protein of 477 amino acids. The record is from RefSeq and is a predicted model, not a curated record.
GGUUGGGGCUGGAACUCGGGCGUCCCUUGGACCUUUGUGGCUUUAGCGACUCCUGGCGCGCAGGCUUGCACUGCGCACCGCUUCCCGAGCCCGUGACACAGAGGGGAGUGUCCCUUCGUCUGCCCGCCUGCGAGGGGCUGAGGAGGCCUGGAGCUGGGCCCAGAGUUGCGGGGCCGGUCGUUUCCCUGUGAGGCUCUCCCCAGAAUCCCUGCUGCCUCUGGGCAGUGGAGGAGCGGGCACGGAGGUCGCAGGUGUGGCUGUGGCCGUUUUUCCUGGUGCUCUGCGUGAGAGCUGGGUUCCAGAGCCUGGUCCCUAGGAGGAGAGCGGCGGAGCGGAGCCCGUGGGCGGAGGCCGGGCGCGUGAGGGGUGUGGGAGUGGGAGCGGGAGAAGAGCAUCGCCCCCGCAGCCAUGCUGCGCGCCGCUGGGAAGUGGACCCGGGUUUGACAGCCCUGCUCUGGGCGCUGCGGGUUGGCUGGGCGUGGCUGCCGGAGUGGGAAUGCCUGGUGUUACCCAGCGUGCUCCCCGCUCCCUGAACCCCGGGAGAACCGCAGGGACCCGGCCGAAGGACAGAGAUUUGGACCUAGUGAAAGGACAUCGCCCCUUAGCACGAGCUAUGGACUCCACAGCAUCAGUUCUCCCUUCUCAGGACCCUGCUCUUCCUCCAGAGAGAUGCCCAGGAGAAAAGGGAACAGCCAGCUUAUUCCUGAAAGCCAGGCCCCAGGACCUGAUGACAUUUGAGGAUGUGGCUGUGGAAUUCACCCGGUGGGAGUGGGGGCAGCUGGACCCUACUCAGAAGGACGUGUACCGGGAAGUGAUGCUGGAGAAUUUCAAGAACCUGGCCUCCCUGGGGUUUCCAAUGUCCAAACCGUAUGUCAUCUGCCGGUUGGAGGAAGGGGAAGAGCCCUGUAUUUUGGAGAGAGAAAUCUCAACAGGUGCCCCCGCAGACUGGGAGAGAAGGCCUCAAGCCAAGGAAUCAAUGCUAAGUCAGGGAAUUUCCAAAGAAGAAUUAUUCCAGAUAGCAUCAGUGGAAAAACACAUUAGAGAUGAACUCUGGUCCUCCAAACUGAAAGCAACUUGUGGUUGUGAUGACCAGUUAGAGAUGCACCCAAAAAAGCAGGAGAGACAUCUGAAAGAAAUGUCACUCACUCACAAAUCUACUACCACCCUUAGGAGAGAUCAUGAGUGGAGUGAAUUUGGGACAAGUGUAGGUUUAAGAUCAGUCCCUGUUAACCAACACAGUGUUCUCAUGGGAGAAGGAUACUAUAAAUGUGAUACAGAUUUCAGAGAGACUUCAGGGAGAAAUAACUCUCAGAGAACCCAUCCAGGGAAGAAAUCUUGUAAAUGCAAUGAAUGUGGGAAGUUGUUCCAUUUCCAGUCAGAACUUAGGCGCCAUCAGAGAUGUCACACUGGAGAAAAGCCCUAUGAGUGCAGUGAAUGUGGAAGAGCCUUUGGUCAUAUUUCAUCCCUUAUUAAACAUCAGAGAACUCAUACCGGAGAAAAGCCCUAUGAAUGCAGCGAAUGUGGCAGAGCCUUUAGCCAGAGUUCAUCUCUUGUUCUACAUUAUAGAUUUCAUACUGGAGAGAAACCCUACAAAUGUAAUGAAUGUGGAAGGGCCUUUGGUCAUACUUCAUCCCUUAUUAAACAUCAGAGAACUCACACUGGAGAAAAGCCCUAUGAAUGCAGAGAAUGUGGGAGAACCUUCAGCCAGAGUUCCUCUCUCAUUGUACAUUACAGAUUUCACACAGGAGAGAAACCCUACAAAUGUAACAGAUGUGGGAGAGCCUUCAGCCAGAGUUCCUCUCUCACUCAACAUUAUAGAUUUCACACCGGAGAGAAACCCUACAAAUGUAAUGAAUGUGGAAGAGCCUUUGCUCACACUGCAUCCCUUAUUAAACAUCAGAAAAGUCAUGCUGGGAAAAAAACCCUAUGAAUUCAGAUAAUGUGGAAAGGCUUUCAGCUGGAGUACACACACCACUAAACCUCAGAGAAUAUAUAUAUAUAUAAUAUGAGUGUAAUGUAUGUGGGAAGACUUCUGGUCGGAGGACCUGUCUUGUUCAACAUCAGACAGGACAUACUAAACUGAAGCUCUAUUAAUAUCAAGAGAGGGAGUGGGCUUUUGUCACAACUCCUCCCUUAUCAAACAAACACCAGAGAAUUCAAACUAGUAAGAAACUAUGUGAACGUAAUGGAUUUGGAAAGGCUUUAGUUAGUGGAGACACACAUUAUUCAACAUCAGACAGUUUAUACUGGGGAGAAGCCUUAUCUGUGUAAUGAGUAUAGCACAGCCUUCAGUCACAUAUUAUUCCAAAAACAAAAACAAAAACCAGAUAACCAUACUGGAGAGAAACUCCUCAAGCAUGGUAAAAGCUAUCAGUAAUACUUCUCUUCUUGCCUUACUAAGCAUCAGGAAUACACACUAAAGAGAAUCGCUGAGAAAGCAGUAAAUGUGGGAAGGCCUUCAGUCGCAGCACAUCCCUUAUUAAGCAUCAGAGAAUUCGUUCUUGAGGAAAAACCCUGUGGAUAUGGUGAAUGUGGGAGAGCCUUCAGCCAAACCUCUUCCCCUUAUAAACAUCAGCAAGCUCACCCCACUGGUUAGAAACCCUGGGGAUGUAAUGCAUGUGGGAAAGGCUUUGGUGGAUGUUCUGCCCUUUUUGCACAUCAGAGAAUUUGUACUAGAGUGACUCUUUGAAUUUAGUGAAACUGGGAAAGCCCACUAGCCAGAAGCCAGAACUAUACAUAUUGUAUAGUUCCCUUUAUAUGAACUCCACUAGUAAUAAUGUGUGUCCUCUAACUAAAGCCUUUCCAAAUCCAAAACCCUCAGCAUACAUUAAGGCUUCACCCAAAAGGGAAACCCUGGGAGCUUAAUGAAUGUGAGGAAAGUUGAUUCAUAAAGCUAGAGCUGAAAGGAAGCUAAGAAAUCACCUAGUCUGGUGAUCUCCUACCUGCUGGGGGUUGUUUUUAUAACCACUUGUGUUCUGUCUCCCCAUCCUGUUACUGAUGGGAGAGGGGGUGCUGUGUGGGUGAAGAGAGUGAAGGCUGAUGAAGGUGGAGGCACCAGUGACCUAGACCAGCCAUAUUUUACAGCUAAGGAAUCUGAGCUUCGGAGAGUGCCAUGCCCUGGUCUAUACACCUAACUGCUGGACUUCUUUCCUCCUGGUUCACAGCUAUAGUUUGGGGAUUGAGAGACUGAAGGCCUUCUCUGCACAAAAGCUCCAUGCACUUGUUUCUCUGUAAUACAUGUUACUUUUAUGAGGCAGUAGAGUACUCUUAUUAAAGUUUUUGCGAGCAAAAAGCAAUUUUAAUAGAUCUUUAUGCUACUAGAUUUGGGAUUUUUGAAAUAAAAAAAUUUUAAACAUCAAUUAAAAUAUGGGUAUUAUUAAAAUCAAAACCUCAAAAACAUUAUCCUAAGUGAGAGUAGCCAGAUGCCAGGGACCACAUAUUGUAUGGCUCCCUUUUUAUGGAAUGGCCAGAAAAGGCAAAUCUUCAGAGACAAAGUAGAUCAGUGGUUGCCUGGGGCUGGGAGUGGCAACUGGGAGUGACUGCAAAUAUUUCAAGGAAUCUCACUGGGGUGGUGGGGCUAUCCUAAAACUGGAUUAUGGUGAUAGCUGAACAACUUGGUAAAUUACUAAAACUCAUUGAAAUGUGCAAAUAAAAUGUGAGUUUUAUGGUAUGUAAAUUAUACCUCAACUGUUUUUCAAAAAUCAAAUAUACAGACAUACCAACUAUUGCUAAACCAAUUUUCCUAUCUCGUCUGUUACUUCAAGCCAUCUGUGUGUCUUUGCUAUCACCUUCUAUUUUCUGUAAUGGUUAUUCCUAAGCUUACUGGGUCUCAAGUUCAUAUCAUGUUGUCUCUGCAACCUAUGUGGAGAAGCCAAGACCAAGAGCUGUCAUAGGCCAGAGGAGUCUUGACUAAAGGAAUUAGCUUACACUAAGGACAGUCGUUCAAACAUUUAAAGUCCAGAUGAGGUAGCUGAGCCCAGCAUUCAGGGAACCAGCUCAAAGUGGGUCCAUGCAGACAAGCAGGAUCUAGGGGUACAAGAGGUUGGCAGAGGGGAGUAGGCAGGUAGAAGGCACAGGAGGCAUCUGGACAGCUAAGAUCAUGAUGCCAGCCUAGGCGCCUGAAAAUCAUGGGAAAUUCUUCCCAGAGAUUCAAAGUUCACAAGCAGAAAUAGCAAGUAUUUUACAUUAGUAACAGCUUAGUUUGCUCUAUCACACAUUUUUUCCCUCCAGUGCCCUUCUCUAACCCCCGCCCAGGUCACUUUAUAUACCUGGAUACCUGCAACAACUUUGUAGCUGGUCUUUGCCUAACAUCUGUCCCUUCCUCUUUUGUAUCUCGAUCACGUUAACCAUUCUCAUCAGCGUGCACCCAUUCGCACCCCUGAAAGCCUUUGUACUGCCUACAGGAUAAAUGCUCACCUCUCAGUUUAGCAUUUAAUGCCCUCUCCAGUCUGCCCUAAUCUCCUGCUGCUCCUGACAAGAACCUCUAUUUCAGAAAAACUAGCUUGCCUGCAAUACUUAAGACAUGCCUCUGCACUUCCCAGCUUGGGCCGUUCUGCUCAAGCCAUUCCACCA